AUGAUCAUUGCCAUCGCCGGCUUCGGCGACUUGACGCGAUACGUUGUCGAGGAAUUCCCAAUUGCCGGCCACCAAGUUGUCAUUUUAACUCGUUCCCUCAAAUCUUUGUUACAUCACCCAGCAGUGCGCCAGCGUGUCACAGACUACUCAGAUGAAUCGCUUGACGAGGCUUUGGCUGAUUGCGAAGCCCUUAUAUCGACCAUCGUGGACCUAUCCCAGUCGUACGUUGACGUCCACCUGAAGCUGCUUUCGGCGUGCCAGCGAAGCAAGCAGUGCAAGAAAUUCAUCCCCUCUGAAUUCGCCGGCAACGCCCGAGAUUUCCCAGACCAGCCCGCCUACUUUCGUCACUUCAACGCAACUGUGCGGGAGGCUCUGCGUGGCCAAAACGAGGUGCAAUGGACAAUCGUCUGUGUGGGCUUCUUUGCGGACUACAUCGUCCCUGCGCAAAAUCGCUACAUUCGGGAUAUGAGAGAAGGCUCCCUCAUCAAUUACAAUGUCAAAGAAAUUCUUGUUCCCAACAGCCUCACAGACACCAUCGACAUGACAUCUGCGAGGGAUGUUAUUCGGGGACUGGCCGCGCUCGUUAGAGCACCAGAAUGGGACCAGUUUACUUUUAUGUCGGGCGAGAAGACGUCGUGGGAGAACAUUGCGAAGCUCAUUCACCGCAGACACCCCGACUUUGUUGCGCGAGUUAAAACAUUGAACCAGAUUAUUGAUUUAUUAGCCCCCGGGAACAGCGAUGAUGACAUCCUUUUCGCUCAGUUGUUAUUGUAUUCUGCAUCUGGUGCAGCAACUUGUCCCGAACAAGCUGUAUCUCAGCAAAGAAAGAAGCUCUUUGGCACUGUGACUUUCCGAUCACUAGAGGAUCUCUUGUCUAAAGCUUAA
Messenger RNA from Clonostachys rhizophaga, 885 nucleotides. The record is from the annotation of a GenBank genome assembly. NCBI's taxonomy places the organism in Eukaryota, Fungi, Ascomycota, Sordariomycetes, Hypocreales, Bionectriaceae.